CGCGCUUCCGUUGGCUCUUCCGCUGAUAGCUUCUCAGCAUCAUCCAUACACAGUCAAGAUGUCAUCUCCUUUCUCAAUAAGUAACGCUCUCCCACCACCAAACGACCCCCCAUCCUCAGUCUCCCAUGCUCUCUCUAACACGGGGAAACCAAACCAGACGGCGGUGCCUGCGUGGCCAUGGUUGGCAAGGACUGCGUCGCCAUAGCCUGCGAUCUGCGGCUGGGCCUGCAAGCACUGACGGUGUCCAACAACUUCCCCAAGAUCUUCCAGUACGGCGACAACGUCUUCCUGGGGUUGACGGGGCUGGCGACCGACGUGUCGACCGUCUCGGACCUGUUCCGGUACAAGGUCAACAUGUACCGGCUGCGCGAGGAGCGCAACAUUGCGCCCCGCACCUUUGCCAACCUCGUCAGCAGCAGCCUCUAUGAGCGCCGCUUCGGCCCUUACUUUGUCAGCCCUGUCGUGGCCGGCCUAGACCCCAAGACGGGCCAGCCCUUCAUCUGCGGCUUCGACAGCAUCGGGUGCAUCGAUUUUGCAAAGGAUUUCAUCGUGAGCGGGACAGCGACGGAGCAACUCUUUGGCAUGUGUGAGAGCUUGUGGGAGCCGGACUUGGGGCCGGAUGCACUCUUCGAGACGAUAUCACAAGCCCUCCUUAACGCUGUCGACCGCGAUGCCCUCUCGGGCUGGGGAGCCCACGUUUACAUCAUUGAGAAGGAUAAAGUGACGAAGAGGCUGCUGAAGGGGCGGCAGGAUUAAGGACGUCUAGAAUGAAGCAAAGGAUGGCCGUAUUCGCUAGAAUACGCGGCGCUGUAUCAGUAGGCCAUGUCGAGACACCAAUCGAUAUCUAAAACAAACAUCACAGCAAAUUCGUACAUGGGGACCCUGGGCGAUACACGGUUACACUCUAAAUGACUCUAUAUAAGAACCCCUGGGCUGCAACACUAGACUAUCU
Molecule: messenger RNA, 952 nt
Organism: Canariomyces notabilis
Lineage: Eukaryota; Fungi; Ascomycota; Sordariomycetes; Sordariales; Chaetomiaceae
Product: proteasome-domain-containing protein
Exons: 3
Coding region: 178-756 (192 amino acids)
Biological process (GO): proteasome-mediated ubiquitin-dependent protein catabolic process
Cellular component (GO): proteasome core complex; proteasome core complex, beta-subunit complex
Source: RefSeq, a predicted model, not a curated record